Molecule: messenger RNA, 816 nt
Organism: Soboliphyme baturini
Lineage: Eukaryota; Metazoa; Nematoda; Enoplea; Dioctophymatida; Soboliphymatidae
Source: the annotation of a GenBank genome assembly
AUGCUGAAGAAUAUCGAGCAAGAAAAGAUGCAGUACCAGCAAAGGAUCGACUUCAUCUCAGCCUUCACGGUACUGUUUUUCUUUCUGUCGUUUUCUUUGCCUCAUCAGCGACCAUUACAGGAAGAAGAUGUCGUGAAUAUCGUAGAGCAUAUUCCGGAAGAACAGGAAAGUUCAAAUAAAACGACUGCUUCCGUUAGAACGCCUGCGACUAAGCCUCCUCCAGUUUCAGAUAAAAGACCAUCCGCAGUAUCUGACGAAGAGUUCGAAAGAUUGAUGAAAAGACUCGAUGAACUGGAGGUAGAGGAAGAGAAGGAAGAACAGUUGUGUCUGAAUGAUCAGUCAGAAAGUGUGGUCGAGAGCAGCACCAGCGACGAAGUCAGUGAAAGCGCGUUCUUGAAAAAACGGGUCUCAUGGAAAGAGGAACUUUGUGAUUACAUAGAACACAGUCCUUUAAAAAGUGAGGAUGAUGCUGAAACAAAAACGGCAGCCAGCGAAGCUGCUGCAGUCUUCAGCUCUCCUCCCAUCUCAAUUUUGAAAAACUGUACGGAACAGUCACCAAUCGAUGCAACUGCGAACCUUAUCGCGGACGUAGUCGAAACUCCACCUCCGCCGAAGGGCCAGAUGGGUAAAUUUUAUGAGACCGUGCCACGCUCUCAAACCUUUCUUUCUCGUCCGGGAUUGGAACCGUCCAUGGCUGAGUUGCAUUUUCCGGUGUGGUUGUGGAACGAUCUGGCGAGAGCUCCGUUACGAACCUCCAGCCUAUUUCUUCAGUUUCCAAAAGAAAAUCCGGAUCUCGGUUUUCAAAAACCCGUCUGA